Molecule: messenger RNA, 1064 nt
Organism: Fusarium odoratissimum NRRL 54006
Lineage: Eukaryota; Fungi; Ascomycota; Sordariomycetes; Hypocreales; Nectriaceae
Exons: 2
Coding region: 414-971 (185 amino acids)
Source: RefSeq, a predicted model, not a curated record
AUUGUAGCGUCACUCAUGGUCUGUGUGGAUGUUGCGAUGCAUCAGCUGUCUUACACCCAACAUGGUGAGGCUCGGGCACCCACAGCUCAGAUCUCGAUGUCUAUGGAGAGGCUUUGUCGUGGAACUUUCCAACCCAUUCGCUUAUCGAACGAAAAGUCCUUGGUUACUAUUGCUUUGCUUGUUUUCCAGGCGAAAUCCUCGUGCCUAGGGCCUUUCAUGAUGUAAUUCGGCGUCAUGUUUUGGAGCUUAGAGGCGUCAGUGAAGGAACACCACCAUGAUGUCAUGGAACCUCAAGUUUGUAUAUAUCAAAGAGCUCAAGAACCUUUUGAUAUCUGUAUCAAGCAUAUUCUGCAAUCUCAAUCAAUCGAAUCAAAAGUAGACGAAUUUAUCUUUCCAUCAACACUUCAAACAUCAUGUCUCCCAAGGCCCCCAGCCACGGUCAAAAGGUCGAUCUCGGUCAGAACGCUCCCGUUAAGCAGGAGGGUGCUGGUACAAUCCCCAAUGAAUCCCUUGCUGCCGAGUCCUUGAAGGAGGGCGGCGGGUUCACCUCCAACGAGAGUAUCCACGGCGAGAACCAGCCCACCUCCAGAUCCAGAUCCGAGAACGCCAGCGCUGGCCGCAACACCAACAUCUCUUCCGCUCCCAGCUCCGGAUCUGCCUCAAAGUCCAGCGACUCUGCUCCCAAGUCUCUGGCCGGCACUGCUCCCAGCUAUGUCGAAAACCAGUACAUCAAGGCUCCUGGUGGACCUCACGGCAAGAACCUGAAGGAGGGUAUUGACGAUUCGAACACCAAGGAUGGUCUCAAGAAGGCCUUGGGAUCUGAGCCUGGUAGCCAGGAUGAUCCUAGCAGACUUGCUGAGCAACAGUUCCAACAGAACCAGACUGCCGCUGGUCGGGAUGCUGGUCCUAAGCAGAGUGAGCUUGAGGGCAAGACUGCUUUCGAUGCUCUUAAUAACGAGACUUCCUCUUAAUUUGGGGAUGAUAAUAUCUGUACUAUAGCGACUGUUCAAUGAUGAAAUGACUUCAUGAAACAAUAAGGCUGGCCUGUUUCUGUGAUACAAUUU